Electrophorus electricus (electric eel) is the source of this 5396-nucleotide messenger RNA. It is a transcript of the gene clmpb, whose product is annotated as CXADR like membrane protein b. Gene Ontology annotation, cellular component: cell surface; cytoplasmic microtubule; membrane. The record is from RefSeq and is a predicted model, not a curated record. NCBI's taxonomy places the organism in Eukaryota, Metazoa, Chordata, Actinopteri, Gymnotiformes, Gymnotidae.
AAUCCGCGUCAGUCCUGAGCGGACCUCGGCACGGAAUUGCGCUUGCCAUUCGUCCUGGAAGGCAAUGUGAGCACCUCGGACUCUAGAGGUCCCCAUCCUUCAGCAUCCACCUACCCCGCACUGCACAUUCUCGCGCGUCGCACACGGACACGCAGAGGCACGAGACAGAGGAGAAGGCGCCGUGUCACGGAGUCAACGGGAACCUGAUACACACGCGUCGUUUUGCAAGACCGAAAAGGGAACUUCGAUUUCUUUACCGAGCAGAUGGAAAUGUCCCGGGGACACGGUUCCGUUCCUUAAUCGGGGAUUCGUCUUUCAGAAUGUCUUGACAUGCUGUCCUUGCGCGCGGGUCAUAGAUUCCUGUUCCCCUUUCUUCCGAAAUAGUGUUUCUGUGCAGCUCCGUGGCGACUGAUUGCUCGGGGCCACUUGCGUGAAUUUGAGGGAGCCAGAGUGCAUUGUUUCCAGCUCCUGCCUAAAGAACUUAGACCCCAGUCGCGUGCCGUGAUGUCUGCGACAUUCCGAUCAUUGUUUCUCGUGCUGCUAGGCGCGAUCUCCACCCGCGCUCAGACGGAGAUGAAGAAGGUGGUGGGGGAGAACGCUACGCUGCCCUGUCAUUACCAGUUCCGCCCGCAGACAGGGCAGACGCUGGACAUCGAGUGGAUCCUGCAGAAACCCAACUUCAAGCAGCGCGUGAUCAUCACAUUCUUCAAUAAUGAGGUCUACACCAACGACGAUCCGGCCGGACGCCUCUCCUUCUCCGGCGACUACCUGAACGGCGACGCCUCGCUGCUCAUCACCGACCUGCAGCUUAGCGAUUCAUCUGAGUACCACUGCAAGGUGAAGACGGGGGGCAAGUACCUCUGGAGCCAAGUCAACCUCGUCGUCCUGGUAAAACCAUCCAAGCCUCGCUGUUGGAUGGAGGGCCGUCUCCUGGAGGGUAGUGACGUUCGCCUGAGCUGCAAAUCGGCCGACGGCUCGGAGCCCAUCAACUACAAGUGGGAGAGAGUCCUGGACAAGGGCAAGAAUGCUGGCAAGCUGCCCCCUCUGGCCCUGGUCGACCUGAGGAACCCAGAGAUCGUGACAUUGCGGAACCUAACUCAGGAGAGCUCCGGUGCCUACAGGUGCACUGCCAGUAACGAUGUGGGUGAGGAGAGCUGCAUCAUCGAAGUCACCAUGCAGUACGUGCGAGGCAUAGGCGUGGUGGCUGGUGCUGUGGUGGGCGUGUCCUUUGGCGUCCUCAUCAUCAUUCUCAUCAUCUGGCUGGUGUUGCGUAAGAAAGAGAAGAAGAAGUAUGAGGAAGAGGAGACACCCAACGAGAUCAGGGAGGAUGCAGAGGCUCCCAAAGCCAAGCUGGUGAAGCCCAACUCCCUCUCGUCCUCUCGCUCGGGCAGCUCACGUUCAGGAGCCUCCUCCACUCAGUCCAUGGUGCACAACAGUGCCCCACGCAGCCACCGCCCACGGCCCCCACCCAUUGCCACCCUCAGGGAGAACGGGCAGCCGCCCGAAUACACACAGUCAUCCCCGGGCUACACGCAAGCGGGGUCCAAGACCCCAGAGCCGCCCGCCACCCCCAAGUACAGGCCGCCUAACCCGGGCACGGGCCUGACCGUGCCCCUGGGGGGUCUGAUGCCCCCACAGAGCAAGGCCUUUCAGACUGUGUAGGCCCCAGGGCACGGGGGCGGGGGCCCAGUCGCAGAGCUCCAGAAGCACCUCCUGAUGGAGAAGCCGUGUUAACUCCACCAUGAGAAAAAGAGAAAAACAAAAAUAUGAGCAGAACUAAGGGAUACAAGUUCAAAGAAUUAAUCAUGUAAAAAAAAAAGUUUCAAUGAAUGCAUACUUAAAAGGGAACUUACAAAGUGCUUGCCCCCCCCCUCCCACUGAAUUAAACUAAGAAAAUGUGAGAAAAACAGAUCUUAAGGAGAACAUUUCCGCUUGCAUUCCUCGUUCCUCAAAAUCACCCCCUUCUCACGGAGUGUCUGUCUCUCUGACUCCAACAGUGUCCUUUUUUUCAGUUUUUAUCUGCCUCUGCCUUUUUUUUCUGACUUUGAACCCAUUGUAGGCACAAUGACUGAAAAGAUGGAAAGAUUUCCCCCUAAGUGGAAAUGUAUUCAUCUGUCAGAAGUGAACAGUCUAAAAAAGAAAUGGACGAUCCAAAAGCCAGGACGAUCUGAACUUCCAAAAUAAGGAGAACUGAGAGAGUAGUGAACGGACCGGUGAAGACCCACCCCACGUACAGGGUCUUCUGUUACCUGACGUAGACCCACCGCCCCUCACAGCGAGUGGUGACAGGACACAGCCACUCUGAGCCAAUCAAAGCGGCCUGUUUGCACCUCCAGUGGGUCUCUUUUCCCAGAAUGGAGCUCAAGUCACCAUGGCUCCACUGAAAAUUCCAAAUGGCGAUCCAUUAACCAAGGCGACAGAUACAUUUGAGAGGAAUUUUCUGUGACCGCAAAUACCAUCCAGCGCACAGAGAUAUAUUAAUGAGCGGGACUAGACUGGGAUGCAGUAUUGGCUGUCCAUCCAGCAACCGCACAUUUACGUGUUAAUGCUCAGCUCUGCAAUCAUAUACAACACUGUGUGACAACUGCUCUUCAACAUUACAUAUACUCACCUGUUCUAAGUCUGUACACAUAUACAAUGUGGAAGUAUUUGGCGAGGAGUUUUGUGUGGGCAGAUCUCUCUGGCUGACCAUUGACUGUGGUACUGCUCACAGCUGCCCUGAGCUCAUACUCAUCUACACUCCUUUGGGUCACUUUGCUUUAUUUAUAUUAUUUACAAUAUUACUGAAACCAAAAUCUGGGUGGAAUACUAUGAAUGUUUUUAGCCAUUGUUUUUCUGUUUCCUUCUACGAAUACCCGAUGGUACUCUGAUUAUGUCUGAGGUACAAAUGACUGCACAUUAUCUCACACUGAUGUGGAUAAGUAGUUGCAAUGACAACAACUAAACUGUGUGUGUGUGUGUGUGUGUGUGUGUGUGUGUGUGAGCGCACACGAGAAUGUGCCCAUCAGGUGUGCACCGGCGUGCACCAAGGUUCUCCUCUAGGUCCCCUAAUGAUAGGGCUUUAUUCAGAAGCCCAUGUUUACCGCCACCACAACGGGCACGGUGCACUGGCCAGAUCCAGAGCAGACACGUAGCCUGUUAUGUGUGCCUUGGCAGUCCCUGUCUUCUUUUCUUUCUACUUUCUUUGGUUCUUUCUUUCUCAACAGUACGCCAAAUGAUGGACUAGAAGGACAGUAAGAUGCAGCCCCCUCCAGCCACACCAACCGUGUACAGUACCUGUUGUAGUCGUUAGCGCUGUUUUAUAUUGUACAUACAGAUAGAUAUACACACAGUAUCCUUUGCGUGAUUGGAUGGUGGCCGUGAUAAAAGGCCAUCAACUCUGUAGAUGAACACUAAAGCAUUUUUAAUGAGUGUUAAGAGAUUGGUGUAUUCUGGGAGCUGAAUGAACUAGCCUCCCGUCUUAAAUAGCCACAGCUCUCUGAGUUCCUGUAAUAUAAUAUAACCCCUAUCGACCGUUUAUCUACAGAAAUGUAAACCCAGCUGGACAGGAUAUAUAGUGUCCCCUGCCCCUCAGAGUCCAUGUUUUUUUGGUAUGCCUUUUUGGAAGCAGCCCCACUCAACCUUUCAUCUUUGACUGUGUGUGUGUGUGUGUGUGUGUGUGUGUGUGUGUGUGUAAGGUCCACCUGUUCAUCAUUCCAGUAUGGCUGCAACUGUGAUGGUGUAAUACAGCACCUUCCUGUGCUAAACUUGAUUUAACUGCUUCUGUAACCUUUCUCCAUAAUUAAACAACAUACACAUACUCUCUCUCUUUCUCUCUCUCUCUCAUACACACACUCACACACACACACACACUCUUUGUCUCUUUUUUCUCUACACAUAUACAUCCAUGGACACACUCAGUCCACUCCAAUCUAAGUACUUGCAAGGUGGUGUUUCUGAGUGUGGUGUCAUCAGUAAGUGAUGGAUGUGCUGUCAGCAGGGUGGAGGAUGAGGGAUGGGGUUGACCUAGUAGCCAACCACAGGCUGUGUGUGUCUAACCCCAGAAAACCUCUCUACCACACAUCCACCCAAGAAAGUACCCCAAAACUACAGUAGACUGUGUGUGUGUGUGUGUGUGUGUGUGUGUGUGUGUGUGUGUGUGUGUGUGAGCGUGCGUGUGCGUGCUCUACCACCAGACCCGGGGAAUGGGAGCGAAUGAAAACGUCUUCCAGCUGAUUAGCUCUCCCUCCUCUGGCUCUGCCUCUGUGGGUCUCAGGAGGCCUGUCGACCCAUUUAUAAACCACCCCGGCGGGCGACACCCAGCCACCCUGUUCUCUGACUCGGGGGCGUCUUCGGAUGCCGUCAGUUGUCAGUCCAGCUCAACGAGACAGCUUAAAGUGGCUUUAAAUCCACAGUUUCCACACAAUGGCACCGGAGGGAACUGAAAAAAACACAUAUGUUGUGUCCAAAUGCCAGCAUCAUUAAAGACACAGGCACUGGGGAGCUGGCUUGCAGAAGGAAAACCAUGAGGUACGGCACUCACUGUGAAAACGUAUGUGCCUCCUAAUUGGCUGUGUAAGAUUGAUAGCCCGCCAGUGAUGGUAUGACAGAGCCGUUCUUCUCAACGCUGGUCCAUAGGACCCAGCAGGCGGUCCACAUUUUUGUCCAAGCCCAGCUCCCUGCACGCCAAAACACAGAUAGAAGAUAGUGUGUGAUAGAGCAAACAUAUGGACCGGGUAACCUGGAUAGAGAGGCACUAUGGUAAAGGUGAGGAAUAACAACUGUUGCGACCACUGCGUUCAUACGGGUGAACAUUUCGCUUUGGCGUCUCUGCCUGCGUCUGGCUCCGCCCACCAAACCUACAGAGUCAUGCCAUACAAAGCCAGGUGAUGGACAAACCUACAGCAGAGUUGUCCGAUCCUGUGCCUUCUUUUGAAUCUCUUUGAUUGCUUUUGUCUGGCUUGGUUGGGUUCAUUGUGUGUGUGUGUGUGUGUGUGUGUGUGUGUGUGUGUGCGUGUGUGCGUGUGUGUGUGUGUCUUUACUGUAGUCUGAUGUUCAUUAUGGUUUCCAAUGCUGUGUUUUCCAAUGUUUUUUGGACUUGUGCUCUUCUGUUUCUGAGACUGGAGAUUUGGACCCUGUUUCUGUCAAUGCCACAGGCCAUUUGGAUAGACUACUGAGAAGGCAGCUGUUGCACGAGCACAGAAACCAAAGGGGAAUCCUCGACGUCUUUUUCUUCUGCUGCAGCUAUCAUGGAGCUUUUUUGUUUUGUUGUUUUUCUCAAAACCGGUACAUUUUUUUUCCCCUGAAAGGAGAUCCGUUUUGUAAAUAGGCCCCUUACAAGUAAAAAAAAUGUAUAUUUUUACGGAUUCUGAGAUAUUACUACAUCAUUUGCAAAUAAAAUAUUCAACAACAGGUUA